UGUCGCGCUUUGACUCGCGUUAUGAUACAGACAAGUCCUAUUUCAAGGUGAGACCCAUUUUCCCUGCUGAGAACUUUGGACAGCUUUUUUUCUAUAUUACUCAAUACAGUGUAUAGAUAUUUGUUGUAGUUACAGACGUUCCACUUGUGGCAUAUUGUGUUUUGAGUUUUUUCAAAGAGAAUGGAAGGGAAACUUCCAGAAGAUCAGAUGAAAUCGCUUUUGGCUCCUUGGAGAUUUUCUUGGCAGUCAAGCGGAUUUAAAAACAGGCUCCUGACAGCACUGGAACUUUAUGAACAUUUCCCAUUAGACAUAGCUGUUACUGGAGGAACCAAGUCCUCAAAUGCAAGGCUUGCUUUUGCUGUCUGUGGAUUAUUAGAGGAACAGGAAGAAGAAGAAGAAGAAGAAGAAGAGGAAGAGAAGGAAAGCGAUGAAGACGAAGACAGUGAUGAACAAGAGGAGGAUGGUGAUGGUGAAGAUGAUGAUGACACAAAAAAAAAACUAUUUGUGAGAUUUAGAGAGGACUUUGCAGAGAACGAUCCUGACUCUGCUCCAGUGCUCCUCCACCCUCUAAUCCCCAACGUCCGCAUUUUGACAAUAGAGGGAAGUUCUGGAUCUCCUCAGGAUCGCUAUGAUGUAUUGGUGGUCCUCACAACAGAGUUGCACCAAGAGGAUCAUAUGCGGUUUAUCAUGGAGCUAUAUGAGAAGAACAAGCCCUUGUAUCUGGUUAAAGCCGAUAAAGAAAUAGAUAUUGUGCGUGAAAAGCUGGCAGGACCCUGUAAGACCUGUGCAUGGGAACGAAUGAGAGAGCGUAUUUCAGAGUUUCGGAAGAAACACAAGGCGGAAUUUGAAUUGACGAAGAAUGCAAACCACCAAGGUCCUUUUCCAUUACACCAAGGUAUUAAACUUUGGGAAGCUGAAAUGAUUGCUGGAGUUUUGAUGAAAGCUAUACCUGAAUUGCGCAAGAAGGCUUUCAGUCAGUUUUUGGUGGAUCUCACGCACAACCUUAAAGUACCUUUAACAGAGAGACAUCGCUCAGGAUCCCUAGCAAGUUCUUCUUUAAAAAACAGAAAGAUAAGCCAAGAAGACCUGGGCAAAAUCUCUGCGGUCUUUCAAUCCCAGGAUCUCACUGACCAACCGUCCAAACUGCUCUCCAUCUUCAGUGCUCUGGAGCACUUCCGACUAGAUGUGGGUGUAUUAGGGGAGACGGGUUGUGGCAGCUCAAGUUUGUUCAACUCUCUCCUGGGCCUAAAGAAUGGAGACAAAGGUGCGUCCGAUGUUGGGGUAUUUGAAACCACAAAGACGCCUGUGACAUAUUCAUACUUAGAUUACCACAAUGUUCUUCUGUGGGACCUCCCAGGCUUGGGAAGUGUGAAAGAUUUUAAGGCAGCAUCCUCUGGCCCUAUGCACCAUGCCCCUCCCAUACCCCCAAUACCUCCUUGUGAUGUCUACAUCCUGGUCUCACCCUUGAGGUUCAAUCUGGGGUACAUUCAGCUGGUAAAGCACCUUCUGUUGCAGGGGAAAUGUUGCUAUCUAGUACUCUCCAAAGCUGAUUUGAUUGAGGAGAAAGCAACUAAAGAAGUGAGGAGAUGGAAUACAGAAAUGUUGGAAAAGCUAGGUCUGAAACAGGAUAUCUAUCUGGUUUCUGCCUUCCAUCCAGAGACUAUGGAUUUACCCAAAAUGAGAAAGGAUUUUGAGGAUGCUAUAGAAAGCCAUAGGAGAGUCGCUCUGGCCAAUUAUGUGUCAAAACUAUUGGAAGAGGAUGUGUUUUGGAAAAGGCCAGACCCUUGCAAAGUCAACUGACCUCCUGCAAAGAGAUGCAUUUACACCACUUUAAGAAUUAAUGUGAUACUUUGGAUGCAAGUGUCUGCUGGACUGUAUAACCAAACAAAAUUUUAAUCAGUCAAAUAAUGUGCUUAUCUGGAUAUGUGUGUGUGUGUGUGUGUGUGUGCUUGCAAAAAACAGCUUAUGUAGCAACUAGAGUUUAACCCUAGCAUUUAGGAUAUUUACCACUUGCCAUGAGAAUUGAAGAGACACCUCAAACUGAAUCUGGCUGAGCUCAAAGAAAGUAUUUGCUAGCAUCAUCAUGAGGUUGUGUGGUUGAAUCUGCAACAGUGGCUCUCUAGGUGAAAGGGAUGUCAAUCACAGGGUCACAUAUCCAGAAUAGGGCGAAGUGGAGAAAAAUAUUUUCUUAUAGGGUGUGUUAUGCUGCCCUAUGACACAGCCAGUAACAAAGUAAAUGUAAUUAGCUACUGUACUUAAGUAACUUUUUCACAUAUCUGUACUUUACUGAAGUAUUUACAUUUGGGGAGAAUUUUACUUUAACUUCACUACAUUUUAAAGUCAAAUAUCCUACUGUUUACUCAGCUGCAUUUUGUGAAUUCGGUGGAUAAACAUGUAACUGGUCAAGAACGCAGUCAACCACUAAUCAGUAUCGAGCGUGCGCUCUGUUUUAAACUUGUUCUGAUCGACGCUUGGUGGUAUCUACUUAUCACCAACAUACAGUUCAGCAUCAGUUCAACAGCAAGCAGAAUAUUUUGAUGGAAGAAU
Molecule: messenger RNA, 2547 nt
Organism: Silurus meridionalis
Lineage: Eukaryota; Metazoa; Chordata; Actinopteri; Siluriformes; Siluridae
Exons: 2
Coding region: 181-1800 (539 amino acids)
Cellular component (GO): membrane
Molecular function (GO): GTP binding
Source: RefSeq, a predicted model, not a curated record